Molecule: messenger RNA, 3510 nt
Organism: Talpa occidentalis (Iberian mole)
Lineage: Eukaryota; Metazoa; Chordata; Mammalia; Eulipotyphla; Talpidae
Gene: MAN2C1
Product: mannosidase alpha class 2C member 1
Exons: 25
Coding region: 17-3331 (1104 amino acids)
Biological process (GO): oligosaccharide catabolic process; mannose metabolic process
Molecular function (GO): carbohydrate binding; alpha-mannosidase activity
Source: RefSeq, a predicted model, not a curated record
UCCGGAAGGAGCGGCCAUGGCGGCGGCGCCGGCCCUGAAGCACUGGCGCACGACGCUGGAGCGGGUGGAGAAGUUCGUGUCGCCGCUCUACUUCACCGACUGCAACCUCCGCGGCAGGCUCUUCGGGGACAGCUGCCCGGUGGCCGCGCUCUCCAGCUUCCUGACGCCCGAGAGGCUCCCCUACCCGGAGGCGGUUCGGCAGCCCUUCCGCCCCGCGCAGGUCGGCGACAGCUUCGGACCCACAUGGUGGACCUGUUGGUUCCGGGUGGAACUGACCAUCCCAGAAGCCUGGGUAGGUCAGGAAGUUCACCUUCGCUGGGAAAGUGAUGGAGAAGGCCUGGUGUGGCGUGAUGGGGAACCUGUCCAGGGUUUGACCAAAGAGGGAGAGAAGACCAGCUAUGUCAUCACUGAUAGGCUGGGGGAAGAAGACCUCCGAAGCCUGACCCUGUAUGUGGAAGUAGCCUGCAAUGGGCUCCUGGGGGCCGGGAAGGGAAGCAUGAUUGCAGCCCCUGACCUCGAGAAGAUGUUCCAGGUGAGCCGGGCUGAGCUGGCCGUUUUCCACCGGGAUGUCCACAAGCUCCUGGUGGAUCUGGAGCUGCUGCUGGGCAUGGCCAAGGGCCUUGGAGAGGACAACCAGCGAAGCUUCCAGGCCUUGUACACAGCCAACCAGAUUGUGAAUGUGUGUGACCCUGCCCGGCCAGAGACCUUCCCUGUGGCCCAAGCCCUGGCAUCCAGAUUCUUUGGCCAGCAUGGAGGUGAAAGUGAACACACACUCCAUGCCAUAGGGCACUGCCACAUUGAUACAGCCUGGCUUUGGCCCUUCAAGGAGACUGUGCGGAAAUGUGCUCGGAGCUGGGUGACAGUGGUGCAGCUCAUGGAGCAGAACCCUGACUUCAUCUUUGCCUGCUCCCAGGCCCAGCAGCUCGAGUGGGUAAAGAACCACUACCCUGGCCUAUAUGCCCGCCUCCAGGAGUUUGCCGGCCGUGGGCAGUUUGUGCCUGUGGGGGGCACCUGGGUAGAGAUGGAUGGAAACCUUCCCAGUGGAGAGGCCAUGGUGAGGCAGUUCCUGCUGGGCCAGAACUUCUUUCUGCAGGAGUUUGGGAAGAUGUGCUCUGAGUUCUGGCUGCCAGACACGUUCGGCUACUCAGCGCAGCUCCCCCAAAUCAUGCGCAGCUGCGGCAUCAAGUACUUCCUGACCCAGAAACUGAGCUGGAACCUGGUGAACUCCUUCCCGCACCAUACCUUUUUCUGGGAGGGGCUGGACGGCUCCUGUGUGCUGGCCCACUUCCCGCCUGGAGACUCAUACGGGAUGCAGGGCAGUGUGGAGGAGGUGCUGAAGACUGUGACCAACAACCGGGACAAGGGGCGGACCAACCACAGCGCCUUCCUCUUCGGCUUUGGGGAUGGGGGUGGUGGCCCCACCCAGACCAUGCUGGACCGCUUGAAGCGACUGUGCAAUACGGACGGCCUGCCCAGGGUGCAGCUGUCUUCCCCAGAGCGCCUCUUCUCGGCACUGGAGAGUGACUCAGAGCGGCUGUGCACAUGGGCCGGGGAGCUCUUCCUGGAGCUGCAUAAUGGCACCUACACCACUCAUGCCCAGAUCAAGAAGGGCAACCGAGACUGUGAGCGGAUCCUGCACGAUGUGGAGUUGCUCAGCAGCCUGGCUCUGACCCGCAGUGCCCAGUUCCUGUACCCAGCAGCCCAGUUGCGGGACCUCUGGAGGCUCCUGCUCUUGAACCAGUUCCAUGAUGUGGUGACUGGAAGCUGCAUCCAGCUGGUGGCAGAGGAAGCUAUGGGCCACUAUGAAGACAUCCGUUCCCAGGGCAAUGCACUCCUCAGCACUGCAGCCGCAGCCCUGUGUGCUGGGGAGCCGGGUCCCGGAGGCCUCCUCAUCGUCAACACGCUGCCGUGGAAGCGCACCGAAGUGCUGGCCUUGCCCAAGCCAGGCGGGGCCCACAGCUUAGGUAUGAGCUGGGGACGACUGUCUCUUGUAGCAGGAGGGAGCAAGGCCACACCAGGGGUUGGGGACCUUCCCCUGGGGAUCUCUGCCUGGUGUACCCCAGGCUGUGGGGGAGGAGGAGGAGUAUCCCCCUCCCUCCCCAGGAGACUCCCAGGAGGUCAAGGAGGCUACACUGAUGCCCAGGCCUCAUCCCCAGCCCUGGUGACAGUGCCUGGCAUGGGCUACGCUCCUGCGCCCACCCCCACCUCCCUGCAGCCCCUGCUACCCCAGCAGCCCGUGUUCGUGGUACAGGAGAGUGACGGUUCUGUGACUCUGGACAAUGGCAUCAUCCGGGUGAAACUGGACCCCACUGGCCGACUGACAUCCCUGGUGCUGGUGGCUUCUGGCAGGGAGGCCAUUGCCGAGGGCGCUGUGGGGAACCAGUUUGUGCUGUUCGAUGACAUCCCCCUGUACUGGGACGCGUGGGAUGUCAUGGACUACCACCUGGAGACGCGGAAGACGGUGCUGGGCCAGGCAGGGACCCUGGCGGUGGGCACUGAGGGUGGUGUGAGGGGCAGCGCCUUGUUCCUGCUGCAGAUCAGCCCCAACAGUCGGCUCAGUCAGGAGGUGGUGCUGGAUGUUGGCUGCCCUUAUGUCCGCUUCCACACGGAGGUGCACUGGCACGAGUCCCACAAGUUCCUGAAGGUGGAGUUCCCUGCCCGCGUGCGGAGCCCCCAGGCCACCUACGAGGUCCAGUUUGGACAUCUGCAGCGACCCACCCACUACAACACCUCUUGGGACUGGGCUCGUUUUGAGGUAUGGGCCCACCGCUGGAUGGAUCUGUCAGAGCAUGGCUUUGGGCUGGCCCUGCUCAACGACUGCAAGUAUGGCUCAUCCGUGCAAGGCAACGUCCUCAGCCUCUCGCUCUUGCGGGCAUCAAAAGCCCCCGAUGCCACUGCUGACAUGGGACGCCACGAGUUCACCUACGCGCUGAUGCCACACAAGGGCUCCUUCCAAGAUGCUGGCGUUAUCCAAGCUGCCUACAGCCUCAACUUCCCCUUGUUGGCUCUGCCCGCCCCGGGCCGGGCGCCAGCCACCACCUGGAGUGCCUUCUCGGUGUCCUCACCAGCAGUCGUGCUGGAGACAGUGAAGCAGGCCGAGACCAGCCCCCAGGGCCGCACGCUGGUGCUGAGGCUCUAUGAGGCCCACGGCAGCCAUGUGGACUGCUGGCUGCACACAUCCCUGCCAGUUCAGGAGGCCUUCCUCUGCAGCCUUCUGGAGCAGCGUCUCCCUGCUGGCCACCUGCCACUGCAGGACGCCCGCCUGAAGCUCACCUUCACUCCCUUCCAAGUGCGGUCACUCAUGCUCAUUCUGCAGCCCCCACCCAACUGAGUCCCUGAGGUGGGAGUUUGUUACUGGAUUUUGUAUUUUGUUCUUCCCCUCAGGAACCAAGGCUGACUCGCCUCUUGCACAAUAAAUCCUGGCUCAGGAGCCGUACUGGUGGUCCCACUUGCUCCCCUCAGGGCCCCGUGUUGGGCUUCCAGGGAAGACUUUUCCUCCUUGAGGGCAGG